Messenger RNA from Bemisia tabaci, 3189 nucleotides. Lineage: Eukaryota; Metazoa; Arthropoda; Insecta; Hemiptera; Aleyrodidae. The record is from RefSeq and is a predicted model, not a curated record.
AUCAGUCGCCCAACACAACUCGGCGCGCUUACGUCCGACUCCGAAUUUCUGAUUUUUUUUUUGGCCCAUCCGUCGUUCCAUCCACUCAAAUCGCGCGCGGUUACUCAUCUCUUUGUGGACCUCCUCCUGUGUAUUUUCAUCUGUGCAUCGGUCUGUUCAGUGUCCCUGGCUCCCAAAAAGUGGAUUCCAUCCAUGUGCUCUGAGAAAGUUUUGGAUAAAAGUUGACGACAGGAUCCGAAAGUCGUCCGUAUAACUACAUCUCAGGACGACUGUAGAACAUGGAUUUCAGCUCGGCGCCCCUCAAUGACAGCUCCAGUGGCUGGAUCAAACACUGGAAACAGAUCACCGAUGAGUUCAAACCAGACAGAGAAGUCGACACCUGGUUCCUUAUGGGCUCCCCGUGGCCAAUGAUGGUCAUCCUCCUUCUCUAUCUACAGUUUGUCCUCAAGUCCGGCCCGGAGAUGAUGAAAAACAGGCCGCCCCUAAAAUUAAGAGGCCUUAUAAUAUUUUACAAUACUUUCCAAAUUUGCCUCAAUGGAGCACUGUUCUUCUCAUGUUUUGGAACACCUGGCUUCGUUUCCUAUGUUUGGCGAGAAUGCUGUCGACCGACCGCUGUGGCAGUUUCACCUCAGGAAGCUGCUCAUCUACUCCUUUUCAAUCGAGGAAGCUGGUGGUUUUUGAUGGCCAAAGUUCUUGAUCUCUUAGAUACUGUAUUUUUUGUUCUCAAUAAGAAAAACUCUCAUAUUUCGUUCCUCCACGUUUAUCACCAUUCAAGCAUGAUGCUGACCGUAUGGUUCGGGUUUAAAUACAUCAGGCCUCUUCACUCAACAUUACCCGGAGUAUUGAACGCCUUGAUUCAUGUCAUCAUGUACACCUACUACUUAGUCAGUAUCUUAAGCCCCGGCAUAGGAAAAAAAUACAUCAGGAUGAAAAUGAUUGUUACCAGACUGCAAAUUGUUCAGUUUGUGGUGAUUUUAGCUCACUGCACGGCUGUCUACAUGAACUGCCCUGUGCCUCGAAGCAUAAUCUACCUCCUCUUCUUCCACGUCACUGCAUUCCUAAUUCUCUUCCUCAAUUUCUACAUUAAGCAGUACAUCAUUAAGAAAGGCAAUAAUCACGAACUCAAGAGCUCAACAAAAAAAGUCUCAUAGUUUUUAAUACCGAAAAGUGCAUUUUAUCAUUGAAUUCCAGUUGUAAUCUUGUUUUUUGGCUCUUGAUUGGAGCGGAAAAAUACGCUCCAGAUUAUGGACGGAUGAUAAAAUUUGCAGAUGCGCUCAUAAUUUGUUCCUAUAAAGUUGGUUUGGAAUUUUCGAAGCUGGGAUAGCAAAUUUGGGUUAGCUUUUUUCGUGCGAUACUACCAACCGUUCGGCUUUGAAAACCUGGCGUAAGAGAGAGUUAAGCCCCGAAAAAAGCAUACCCAAUCGAAAAUGUAUGUAAUGGCAUAUCAUGCCUGCUGAUUUAUUUUCGGGGGAAAAACGCUAGAUUGUACAUCAUUCGUAGUGCAAAUUUCUGUCAUUUUAUGUGUUAAAAAAGGAAAAUCAAUCAGUGUCAUUUUACGGAAUCUUAUGUACAUUUUUUCCUUAAAAAUGUUCCAAACAUUUCAGGCAACAAAAGUUAUUAAAAAAAUGUUGGUGGUUUUUUAAGAGAUUGAAAAUAUGGCAAAAUCUCUUGAUUACACUCAUCAGUGUAUAACAAAUUUCAAAUAUAACGCCUCAUUGUAGGCUCAACUAUGACCUUUUCAUUUCCACAUAAAACGGUGCGGUGAUUGUGCGUCCGUGUGAUACUUCAUAGUUUAGGUUCUCUGGAAAGUCUCCGGGUUCUACGAAUAAAAAUUAAAUUUCAAGAUGGCGAGCAUGUGUCAAAAUAUUUACCUUAAAGCGCCAAUUGAACAAUGGUGAUUUUCGGUGCAACGUAGCAUUUUGGCACAAAUCGGUUCUUUUACUAAGGCUCAAUUAAGAUUCGGAUCACAAUAAUAUUGUGAGCUUUGUUCAAUGAUUGUUUUUAGUUUGGUCGGUUAUUUAUUUUUACGAAGGUAGUUAUUUUUUAUUUUAUUUUAAUAAAUUAAUUUAUUUUUUCAAAGCCCCAUUUGUAAACAAAUAGUAAAAUACAAAAAUACUUCAACAUGUUUUUAGCAAAACUUGGGCAUUUAAAAGUCAAGCACAGCAAUCAUCCCUUCCAAGUAUAAUAGUGAGCUUUAAUGGUGUGUCAGAAGCGGAUUCAGCGAUUUAGCACCAUUGGCUUUCCUCCAUUCAAACCUGUGAUGAAUAAUCGAUUCUUGUUGGGGCAGCUACCCCCUCCUAGAAUCGAUACAUUUCCAUAGGUUAAAUUGGAGAAAAAAACAAUGUUGCCAAUUUGCUGGAUUUGGUAAUGCGGUGUGUGGAAGUUACCGAAGCAUAGAAAAAUGUUCCCAAAAAUCCGAAAGAAAAUAUUCGGAACGAUUCUUAGUUUCCGGGUGAUGGUUUACAACUUUUGUCAUCAAAAUGAUACACGCUCAACUAAAGGGUAAUAACUACCGAUCCAGAUCGAAACCUUUCCUGCAGGGUUUCCUUAAAAAUUGAAAGCUGCGACAUUGGCAUUUAAAUAGGGAAAAAUUUUAAAUGGAAAAAAAGAGAGAAAAGAAAGUUUCAUAUCAUUAUACACAGGAAAAACGAACUUUGUCUGCAAGAACUAUCAGAAGAGGGAUAUUCUUCGAGUAAGCCCCACAGCUUUUUGAUUUUAUAGUGGUAACUAGUUCGGACAAUGGAUAAGCUCAUCCAAAAUUAUUGAAAGCUGAACAUUGGAAACCAUAGGUAUUUUGAAAAUCUCAUCCUCCGGGCAAAGUUUGUUAAAUUGUCCUUGAACUUCUAGACUUUGAACUUGAAACUUCAGUUUUGAUUAAACUUCACGAAGACCUAUUUCCCGCGAGUGAUAAAAAAUGGAAAAUGAAAAAAACCUGAUUUGUUUAAUAUGAGGGGGUAUAUAAAUUCUAGUGUAUUAUUUAUGAUGAAAAUCACUUCAAACUAGAAAUUAAUAAAAAUGUUUGCGAGUAUUGACUCAGUGGCGUGUCUAUCUCUUUUCUAUUCUUUUUGUUUUGAUGUGAACUAUAUUUGUAAAAUCUCAACCGAGUAAGUAAUCUAUGAACUGUUGUUUUCGUGGAUUGCACAAAUUCGAUACUUUUGUUAAUUAAUACAAUAUCAUUAAAAAUCUCCA